GACGGAUAGCGGCUAAGGUUACAUUGGUUCCUGGUAGGCCUGUCAGUCUCCACUUGAGAGCUGACAGAACAGGGCGGAAGGAAGGCGGGCAUUCACAUUUAUUGAUCCGCAAGAUUUCAAUUACACGGGCCAUAAUCUAUCGAUGGCUGAGAUCAGCAUCUUAGUAACAUAAGCUAUAUUUACAUGACCUUACCCAUUCGCCUAUUACCCCAGAUGUCCUAAGCCUCAUCGGGACGCUUCUGAUGUCUGAGGUAAACGCAUACGACAAUUAAGGGGCGAGUUGUAGGGAAUAGAUAGACGAGACUGCCGGCACUAAAAACCAAAGACUUAAAUAGAUAGGUUAGGUUCCCACCAGAAAUAUUCAAGACUUAGAAACGUCUUAAGAGAACAUCGUCUUCUACCCCCUGCCGGUAACUCACUACUUGCUUAUUUGUCGAGUUCAUCAUACAAAUAUGAAAACCACGACUGCAAUCAUUGCUGCGUUGGCCUCUGCUGGAAAUGUCCAAGCUCACGUAGCCGCGUGGGUGAAGGGUAUGUACUGUCUGAACGGUACGACACCCGGAAAAGAAGACCCGAACACAAACGUCGCUGUUAAUCCCCUAUUUGAACUCCCCAAGAGUAAAUGGUGGAUGCAGGCGGAUCGUAACUGCGACAAGUUCCCUCCCGCUGACGGAGACUCUCUCGCUCUUCCGGCCGGCGGAUCAUUUACCGUCGAGCUAGCUCACAACCGCGCCCAGACCACCCUUUCCUUCGACGGGAAAUUCACCUCGGAAUGGCCAGACGGAAGGAAUCACCCUGAGGAUUGGCAUAGCCCUCUACCUCCUGACCCUAACAAGUGUCUCGACGCUAACCGUGACGAGUUUGGCGGUGCUAUGCAUACACAUAACGAGACAGACUCGGCCGGCAGCGCUUUUGCCAUCUCGUAUAACUCCGAUAUUUCCAAGGUCACCAUGGAGAACUUAGCCGUUUUCACUGUCUUAAAGCAUACCCCCUGGAAACGUCUGGCGACUUACCAAGUUCCCAAGGACCUCCCUCCCUGCCCAGCAGGUGGUUGCUACUGCGCAUGGCUUUGGGUUCCAAGCGGAUGCGGUGAACCGAACAUGUAUAUGCAAAACCUCAGGUGCCAUGUUACCAACUCUCAAUCUACAAAGAAGGUGGCCUCAGCCAAGCCUGCAGUAUUGUGCGACGACAAUAAGACGCCGUGUGUCGAGGGAGCCAAGCAGAUGAUUGCCUGGAACCGUGAGUCUCCCUCCCCUCUCAUCUUGCCUGUAUAGUAGCUAUUGCUACAUAGGAUAUCAUUCUCACACAAUGACCAGAGCAAGAUGGUAACAAUAUCGUUACCGCCCCCGGAGUCAACCCAGGCUAUAACGAGAAGAUGGGUUGGGCCAACGGUGCCCAGAACGACAUUUUCGAGUAAUGCGAUCCGUGGCCUUGUAGGGAUGAGACAUCGUCGCGUUGGGGUUCUUUUUUUUAGUAAGAAUGGACGAUCGUUUCUUGGUCUGCUUACUCCAAAGAGAAAUUGCUUGAGUUUAAACUAGAGCUGUCUAUUGUUAUCGUGGUUACGACCGCGUACUUUCCAUUCUUGUUGUAUAUAUUUCCUAGUACCUCGGUAUACUUGGUAGAUUGCAUAUAGACGUUUUCGUACUCCACUCGUUUAUCAUUCCAAGCGAAAUGUCGCAAUUAAAGAGAUACUCUUCGAUUGACGUAUAAGGCUUUUGGCAACGUACCGAUCAGAUAGGUCCUCGAAAUUCGAGUAGCCUACCUUGUAGCAUAACUCACGUACCUACUAUGUAGGUAGUUUGAAUAGUUUGCAGAUGGUACGUGU
Messenger RNA from Annulohypoxylon maeteangense, 1825 nucleotides. RefSeq lists its product as uncharacterized. The record is from RefSeq and is a predicted model, not a curated record. The coding region runs from base 453 to 1274 and encodes 273 amino acids. Lineage: Eukaryota; Fungi; Ascomycota; Sordariomycetes; Xylariales; Hypoxylaceae. The transcript has 4 exons.